Molecule: messenger RNA, 1074 nt
Organism: Bipolaris zeicola 26-R-13
Lineage: Eukaryota; Fungi; Ascomycota; Dothideomycetes; Pleosporales; Pleosporaceae
Exons: 5
Coding region: 1-1074 (357 amino acids)
Source: RefSeq, a predicted model, not a curated record
AUGGCUUGCAGCACACCUUCACAUCCGGAGCCACUCUAUCGCUUUGCAAAUGCUUCACGGCUGCUAUACGCCCCAUCUACAUCACCUGAACCCGUUAUGACGCAUGCGCAAUCACCAAGCUGGUUUGUUAUCAGAUCGAAAGCAACCGCAGACAUCGGCUAUGACGCCCUCGUUCCUACAGUCAUCUUCACCGCCCUCGCUUUAGUAAUGGUCAUUCUGCGGUUAUGCAGCCGAACUUGUUCGAAUCCAAGUAGAAUCGGAUUAGAGGACUACUUCAUCACAGCUGCUCUGGUUAGCAUCGACAUUGCAGAUCUUGGAGAAGACGCCACAUACCCCGCAUUGCUACCUGCUAUGCUCAAACUCGUGUUGGCUCAAGCCAUUCUCUAUCAUCUAGCGAGCAAUCUUGUCAAAGCGUCCCUCAUACUACAAUACAUUCGCCUCUUUUCGCUUGUCCCACACGUUUUGUGGAGUUGCUACAUUCUUCUCAUCCUUGUAUUCAGCGCUACAGCCUGGGGCGCGUUGGGUAACAUUUUCCUUUGCCGCCCAAUUAGAAGUUACUGGGAUGUCACAAUAUCUGGAGUCUGCAUGAACAAGGAGCGGCACUUUUGGUCAACCAGCAUCAUUGGUAUUGUAGUCGAUGUCGCAGUUUGGACGUUGCCUCUUCCAGUCGUCGGCCGACUAAGUCUUCCGAAGCGGCAAAAGACUGGUCUAUUGGUCGUAUUUGGAUUGGGCGGAUUUGUGUGCAUCAUAACAAUUCUACGCCUUGCUCUUGUCCGCUAUGCCAUGGUCAAUGGGCAAGUUACAAGGUGCGGCACUUUUGCAAUCGUCUUCUCGUCCAUCGAGAUCAAUGUUGCAAUCAUCUGUGCAUCGCUGCUCGUGAUGAAACCUUUGCUUGCACGCUUUAUACCAUGUAUCAUUUCCGAGCAGCCCCUGUCUGCGGCAGAGGAUGGGCGGGCUUCGAGGGCUUUAACAAGCACACACAUGCUGCGAACCAGUAUUGCGGACGCAACAGAGAAAAGGGAGUGUCGCGAGCGGAACGACACCUUGGUUGAGAUGAAUGGGUCUUCAGAAUAA